AUGGCAGCUGAGUACAAAGUCGGUGAUGAACCCGAAUGGACUCGUAAAGUUCCCAUCGAUUACUACCAAUGGGCCUCCGGCAAAACAUUCUACGUCGGUGACACUUUAGUUUUCCAAUACAACACCGCCAUGCACGAUGUGAUGGAAGUAACUAAGGAAAACUUCCAGAAAUGUAACAAAGAGAACCCAAUUGCCGUCUACCGGACUGGCUCUGACAAGAUUGAGCUGAAAAGGUCUGGCCUCCAUUUCUUCAUCUGCAGUACUCUCAACCACUGCGAAGUCGGACAAAAGGUGAGCUUUAACGUUGAUUUCGCGCCUGGACAACCUCGUAAUCCAUUGGCAGAGGACUUGAAGAACGAAAAAGAAGAUGAAGAGAGCCACGCACCAUCUGAAUCACCCGACGCACCCGGUCCUUCGAAUGGUUUGCUGUAG
Messenger RNA from Pistacia vera, 432 nucleotides. RefSeq names its product mavicyanin-like. Gene Ontology annotation, cellular component: plasma membrane. Bases 1 to 432 code for a protein of 143 amino acids. The transcript is spliced from 2 exons. Gene Ontology annotation, molecular function: electron transfer activity. The record is from RefSeq and is a predicted model, not a curated record. Lineage: Eukaryota; Viridiplantae; Streptophyta; Magnoliopsida; Sapindales; Anacardiaceae.